Messenger RNA from Sclerotinia borealis F-4128, 2793 nucleotides. Lineage: Eukaryota; Fungi; Ascomycota; Leotiomycetes; Helotiales; Sclerotiniaceae. The record is from the annotation of a GenBank genome assembly.
AUGUCAUAUAAUCGAAUAGAUCCGGCGGGUCAAGGCCAAGACGAUUAUUACGAUAUGAAUAAUAGACAUAACUCGCCGCAUCCUCAAGGGUACCAAUUAGAAGAUGCGCCAUAUGGAAGACCACCCAUUGGUUCACCCGGUCCUGGAAUGCAUAAUCUUGAGAUACCUAUGGGUCCUGGAGCACAGAGAGUCGGAACUCCAAGUGAUCAAUUACAAGCUCAACCUUCUUAUUCCGUCGAGCAUUUAGACCAAAACCAAUAUCAUCAGCGUAUGCCUCUCAACCCCAGUCACAGCUACGACUCGGAAUACACCGUAGAUCCUAAUGCGCAUCACGAUGCUUAUUACCAACCUCCAUAUCAACCAUCUCCUCAUGAAGAACACCCACUGCAAACUUACCCACAAGGCCAAGACCCCUACGGUUAUGCCGACGAUGAUGACCAUCAACCAAUUUUACAAUCGCAUGAAUCUUAUGGACCAGAUCCACAUACUGCUAGUGGUGUCGAGUAUAAGAGUUAUGAUGGGGCUCAUGGACCAGAUCCAUCUGCGACACCUGUACCCGCGUUAAGGAGAUACAAGACAGUGAAGGAAGUCCAACUGUUCAAUGGCAAUCUCAUACUUGAUUGUCCGAUUCCUCCCAAGCUCUUAAAUCAAGUCAAUCAUGCACCACCACCGGAGAGAGAUGAGUUCACACAUAUGAGAUACUCGGCAGCAACAUGCGACCCCAGCGAAUUCUUCGAGGAGAGAUUCACAUUGCGACAAAAACUCUUUGCAAAGCCUCGGCAUACAGAACUCUUCAUCGUUGUUACUAUGUAUAACGAAGAUGAUGUAUUAUUUGCUCGAACAAUGCAUGGAGUAUUCAAGAACAUUGAAUUUAUGUGCUCUCGCAAGGAUAGCAAAACAUGGGGAAAGGAUGCCUGGAAGAAGAUUGUAGUAUGUGUGGUCAGUGAUGGACGUGCCAAGAUUAAUCCAAGAACAAGAGCCGUAUUGGCUGGUUUAGGAGUCUACCAGGAUGGAAUUGCAAAGCAACAAGUCAAUGGCAAGGACGUAACAGCACAUAUCUACGAAUACACGACGCAAGUUGGUAUUUCUCUGAAGAAGGAUAUCGUUGAACUUAGACCAAAACAACAACCCGUUCAACUGCUUUUCUGUUUAAAGGAAAAGAAUCAGAAGAAGAUUAAUUCACAUAGAUGGUUCUUCCAGGCCUUUGGUCGGGUGCUUGAUCCAAAUAUCUGUGUGCUCAUUGAUGCUGGUACAAAACCUGGAAAGGAUUCGAUUUACCAACUCUGGAAAGCUUUCGACUUGGAACCUACAUGUGCAGGAGCUUGUGGUGAGAUCAAAGCUAUGUUGGGUCCAGGAGGAAAGAAUUUACUCAACCCGCUGGUUGCUACCCAGAAUUUUGAGUAUAAGAUGAGUAAUAUUCUGGAUAAACCUCUUGAAUCGGCCUUUGGAUUCAUUUCGGUAUUGCCGGGUGCUUUCUCUGCAUAUCGAUACGUUGCGUUGCAAAACGACAAAGCUGGAAGUGGACCACUCGAGAAGUACUUUGCAGGAGAGAAAAUGCACGGAGCAAACGCGGGUAUUUUCACUGCCAACAUGUACCUUGCCGAGGAUCGUAUUCUGUGUUUUGAGUUGGUAUCAAAGAGAAAUUCUCACUGGAUCUUGCAAUACGUCAAAUCUGCUACGGGAGAAACUGAUGUACCGGAUACGAUGGCUGAACUUAUCUUGCAACGUCGAAGAUGGCUAAACGGAAGUUUCUUCGCUGCUAUCUAUGCUCUCGCUCAUUUCUAUCAACUAUUCCGAAGUGAUCACAGCUUCUUAAGGAAAAUCAUGUUCUUGAUUGAAUUUGGUUAUCAAACUAUUAACAUGAUCUUCGCCUGGUUCGCUCUUGGUAACUUCUUCUUGGUUUUUCACAUCUUGACUACGUCUCUCGGAAACGAUGACUUACUCGGCAAUGUCGGUGUAAUUCUUGGUGUUGUCUUUGAAUGGCUUUAUCUAUUUACGCUUUUGACCUGUUUUAUUCUGGCGUUGGGAAAUCGACCUCAAGGAACGAAUAAAGUUUACAUGUCUAUGGUUUAUUUCUGGAUUGUUAUCAUGAUAUACCUAAUGUUUGCUUCAAUUUUCAUCACGGUCAAAUCAAUACAAACUCAACUUGCGAAAGACCAAUUCAGUUGGACGGAUAUCAUCAAGAAUCAAAUCUUCUAUACUCUCAUCAUCUCUCUAGCCUCAACUUAUCUACUCUGGUUCAUCUCAUCCUGCUUAUUCUUCGACCCAUGGCACAUGUUCACAUCUUUCUUUCAAUACCUUCUUCUCACCCCAACUUACAUUAACAUUCUCAACGUUUACGCUUUCUGUAACACUCAUGAUAUUACAUGGGGUACAAAAGGAGACGACAAAGCCGAGAAACUUCCCUCCGCAGUCCUCAAAGCAGGUGGUAAAGUCGAUGUUAAUAUUCCCACCGAUGACGGCGAUCUCAACGCACAAUAUGAAUCUGAGAUGCGCAAAAUUCAAGCUAAAGCUCCUCCCGAAAAACGAGAAUUCUCACCAGAAGAGAAACAAGAAGAUUAUUACAAAUGGUUUAGAUCUUCGGUCGUCUUGUUCUGGUUGGUCUGUAAUUUUGCACUCACGAGUGCGGUGUUAAGUACGGCUGGAUUGGAAAAGAUCGAUACGACUACGGAUGAUACGACAAAAAGUACAAUCUACAUGGCGGUUGUGCUUUGGAGUGUAGCGGGAUUGAGUACGUUCAAAUUUAUCGGGGCGAUGUGGUUUUUGAUUGUCAGGAUGUUUAGGGGUGUUUAG